Messenger RNA from Trypanosoma grayi, 2916 nucleotides. Its product is annotated as putative CLIP-associating protein 1-like. The record is from RefSeq and is a predicted model, not a curated record. Bases 1 to 2916 code for a protein of 971 amino acids. NCBI's taxonomy places the organism in Eukaryota, Euglenozoa, Kinetoplastea, Trypanosomatida, Trypanosomatidae. Gene Ontology annotation, biological process: microtubule cytoskeleton organization. The transcript has a single exon. Gene Ontology annotation, molecular function: microtubule binding. Gene Ontology annotation, cellular component: cytoplasmic microtubule.
AUGCCCUCGGAAAAAGUGGAGGAUGCGUCUUCCACAAAUGCAAUGAAUGACCGUGAGUUGUGUGUAGAGGUGCAGCGGCUUUCUGAUGUUCUCAGUUCAUGCAGAAAGGACGCGACUGGCGCGGAUGACUGGGAGGAACGUCUUGUGGCGCUGCAGCGGUUAUGUCAACUCGCCCGAGCUGACAUAUCGAAGCGCCACGGAUUUCUGUCACUCAUGGGUACGUAUGUGAAGGUUCCACUCCUGCGCCACAUUGAAGAGAUGCGUACGGUGCUUAGCAAUGAAGCGUGUGCUGUCGUUGCCGCGUUUGCGAAGCACUCUAGCAGCCGUCCGGCUUGGCGUGUUGCGAGUGAGUGGUUUGUUCCAGCGCUUCUGCAGCUGACAAUACGCACCAAGCGGACCUCAAUCACUGCUGCAAUGGAAGCGUUGGAGACACUGGCGAGAACAAAGAGCUUUGGCGCCAGCUCCUUCGCAGAGCUCCUUCGUGGUUGCACGGCCCGACACGCAGCGAUGCGGCGAAGUGCUUUUGGUGUGCUGCAGCUCAUUGUCCAGGAGGGACAGAACGAGGACGAUGAGUUCCCCCUCUCAAAGUACCUUGACGCCGUCGGUCGCGUGCUGCGUGAGGGUCUGGUGGACGCCGACGCGGAGGUGCGGGUUCGUGCGCGUCGCUGUUACUGGACCUUCCACGCUGCCGAACCGGAGGCAGCAGGAGUGCUGUACAAGGGACUUGAGAACCCCGUGAAGCGUGCGCUAGACCGUGAGCGGCGUGGGAACGUGCUGAAGAAACAAGUUGCCAUGGUCGAUGGGCCGCCGCCAACACCAGCUGUUAAAGCACGCAGCAGGGCAGACACAGGUAUUACAAAGGAAGAUUCACCUCACCUCUUAGCGGCACCAGUAGCAGGAAAAUCGCACCAGGAAGAUAAAUUCAUUAAAGGUGAAAUUAGCCAGAAUACGCCAUCGGAUGCAGCAGAGAGUUGGGUGUUAGUGCAGGAUGCACUUCGGAGCACGUUGUGGUCGCAGCGCCUUCUGGGACUUCAAAGGCUUUCAACGGAAUUUCCUCAGUUGCCCAAGAAGACAGAAUGCGUAAAGUUGCUCCUUCCUCGACUGAACGAUCCGAACUGCCGUGUGUCUCAAGCUGCGAUCCAGGCGGUGGGGAUGGUAAUGCGUUCUGCGCCCGCUCUCUUGAAGAAUGAGAUGCCGGAGCUUGUGGCUUCCCUCCUUAUUAACGUGAGUGGUAACAAGGAGGCAUUGUCCAGUGCGUCCCGUGAGCUCCUCGCAGCCAUCAUUCGAACGAAUUCUGUAGAUGAUGUGGCGCAUGCUGUCUAUCGUGUCCUUGGCGAUAUCGUGGCACCAAAGGUGAAAUUGCAGGCUGUCGAGUACGCCCAGUACCUGUACACCGAGAACGCAGAUCAUUUUUCCCAGCUAUCACCGCUAAAACUUUCCAUGACACGAAUGCUGUUUGUAUUACAAAGCGAUCGAAGGAACAGCGAUCUGCACAAGGCGGCAGUUGCGGCCUUUACAGUGCUUUACGCAGUCGCGAAAAACACCUUUCUGCGUGUGCUGUUUCAAUUUACGUCUGAGGAACGAGAAACGAUUGUCGACGCACUCGAGGCAGCCGUGCCACACCUCGCACAGGAGUGCCGGCGACGGUCGUCAGGCGAGCGGCAACUGCAGCACCCCCCGCCCCAUGUCCGGUCUCCCUUCGCAGAAGCGCUCGGGCGCCGCGGCGAUGCGUCCUCGGAGUCCGCAAAGAGGCCGAAUGCAUCGCCGACGGUGCGACCAUCACGGUCUACACCAGCGGGUGCUUCCGCCAAGAAGGCGGCAACCCAUAAGAAGAUGCGCAGUGCUUCGCCCGUCGACGGUCGACUGGAAGGAGCAAAACAAAAAUCCCUUGCUGCAACUGGUGCUGUUGGUGUUCGUGGGGCAUCAGCCACGCGAAACUCCCCUAAUUCAAAGAGACCCUCGCAGCACACUCGGGCUUCAUUACACUACGACCCAACAUCCACGUCGGCGGUGCCUCUGUCACGACGAGUGACGUACGAAGACGUUGAUGUCGUAGACUUGCUAGAUCGACUGGAUGAAGCAUGCGGAGUUGUGGAUACCUGUGCUGUUUUGGAUCGUAUCAAUAGCAUGAUUGCAACGAACCCGAAGCUGUGGCUCGAUGUCUUUGGUCGACUCUUAAUGCAGUUGGAGAAAUUGAUUCCUCAGUCUAUUGAGCCUGAUCACACCGUGAGGUGCCGCGGCGUCAAAGUUCUGGUGACGACGGUGGGGAACAGAAUUCUUCAGAGACCUGUCAGUCGUUCCCUAAAGCGCGUCAUCCUUUUGGCACGUACCGGCAUCGACGAUGCGUUCCCUGAAGUGCAGCUUGAAGCAACUUCGCUGUUGCAGGUGAUACUCAGUAGCGGUAUUUACACGAUCGACCACUGCCUUAAUGCACUUGCCAUGAGCUUAGAUAUAUGGCUACUUGGAAACCGUGAUGAAAGUACCAGGGGCUGGAUUACACUCUUAGAGUCCGUGGAACAUUUGCUUGAUCAACACGGACGCAAUGUAGUGUUACUGCAGAGCAACUGUGCCAACAACGAUAUUAACGGGCAUCCACCAGCACAGAAUGGCCCUCCUGAAGCUUUGAGUGAACCGGUGCUCCGUCGCGUAAGUGGUGUGGUUGUGCGUGCUGUUCAGCACAGCGUCUCAGAGGUGCGUCUUACCGCAGUCCUGACGUGCGUCUCCAUAUGGAUGGCGUUGGACACUGUCGCCUUGCCAUACCUAGUGGAUUUGACAGCAAGUCAGCGGAAACUCGUUUCCAUUUAUUACAAUAUGGCAUCAUCCGCUCGGAUGCCGGAAUGGCGGGGUGCGACGGUGCAACGCGACAUGUCACGCGAAAUGCGUGCCAUGGGCCUGCAGGAGGCUGGCUGCCUAUAG